GCCGCCGUCGCCACCACCACCACGUCCACUCCGGAAGUCCGCGUUACUCGCGAUCUUUCGCGGUCGGUCGUGCAUACGUCACGUCGGUGGCGGAUCACCUCCUCGUUGUCUUGACCGAGUGCUGUUAGUCCGCGCUCGCCCUCGCGUCCGUCGCGCUCUGUCAAGCGCAUCGGCUCAUCCUUGACCGGUGGAUCAGUGCAAAGAUCGCCAACAUGUUUAGCUGGCUAAGCCGCGAAGAGAACAACAAACAGGACCUCUUUGAAAAUGUCACCGACGGCCUCAAGAGGAUAUAUAAGUCCAAGUUGCUGCCAUUGGAACAGUAUUAUCAGUUCCAUGACUUUCACUCGCCGCAGCUGGACGAUCCAGACUUUGAUGCAAAACCCAUGAUUCUCCUAGUUGGACAAUAUUCCACUGGCAAGACCACGUUUAUCAAGUACUUGUUGGAGAGAGAGUUUCCUGGCAUUAGGAUUGGACCAGAGCCCACUACAGAUCGAUUUAUUGCGGUUAUGUACGAUGAAAAGGAGGGAGUCAUUCCUGGAAACGCCUUGGUUGUAGAUCCGAACAAACAGUUUAGGCCACUCUCCAAAUUUGGCAAUGCAUUUUUGAACAGAUUUCAAUGCUCGACUGUAGCUUCACCUGUUUUGAAAGGCAUAUCUAUAGUGGACACUCCUGGUAUAUUGUCUGGUGAGAAACAACGAGUUGACAGAGGCUAUGACUUUACUGGUGUUCUAGAAUGGUUCGCUGAGCGCGUAGAUAGGAUUAUUUUGUUGUUUGAUGCUCAUAAGCUUGAUAUAUCAGAUGAAUUCCGUAGAUCUAUUGAAGCCUUACGUGGGCAUGAUGAUAAAAUUAGAAUUGUUCUCAACAAAGCUGAUAUGAUAGAUCAUCAACAACUCAUGAGAGUAUAUGGUGCUUUAAUGUGGUCAUUGGGAAAGGUGUUACAAACUCCAGAAGUAGCUAGGGUUUAUAUUGGCUCGUUUUGGGAUCAGCCAUUAAGAUAUGAUGUUAAUAGAAGAUUAUUUGAAGAUGAAGAGCAAGAUUUAUUCAAAGACAUGCAAUCACUUCCAAGAAAUGCUGCAUUAAGAAAGCUUAAUGAUUUAAUUAAACGAGCACGUUUAGCAAAGGUGCACGCACUCAUAAUAAGCGCCUUACGGAAAGACAUGCCAAGUAUGUUUGGAAAGGAUACUAAGAAAAAAGAAUUAAUAAAAAAUUUGGGUCAGACCUAUGAUCAAAUUCAAAGAGAACAACAGAUUUCACCUGGUGAUUUUCCGGAUCUCAAGAAAAUGCAGGAGAACUUGGCGCAUCAUGAUUUUAAUAAAUUUAAUCCCUUAAAGCCCAAGUUAUUAGAAGUGGUGGACAAGAUGCUUGCUGAAGAUAUCGCGAAGCUAAUGGCUAUGAUUCCACAUGAAGAAGUCAGUACCGUUUCAGAACCACUUAUUAAAGGAGGAGCGUUUGAAGGUGUAGAAGAUCAAGUUAGUCCAUUUGGAUACAAAAGAGGAGAAGGAAUUGAUGCUGGUGCAGGUGAACCAGAAUGGAUUGUCAAUAAGGAAAGGUAUAAAUAUGAUAGCAUGUUCGAGUCACUUGGGCCACAAGAUGGAAAAAUUACGGGAGCAGCGGCCAAAUCAGAAAUGGUCAAGUCCAAAUUGCCAAACAGCGUGCUCGGAAAAAUCUGGAAACUUUCGGACAUUAAUAAAGAUGGAUUCUUAGAUUCUGAUGAAUUUGCCUUAGCCAUGCAUCUAAUUAAUAUAAAGCUCGAAGGAUACGAUCUACCGGCCGAGCUGCCAGAACAUCUAAUACCGCCAUCGAAACGCGACACAUAAUAUACGAUUUUUGUAUUAUAAUUUAUCACAUUUCAUAAAUGAUUAACACAAAUGGUUUAGAGCCACGCAAACGAUGGAUAUUAGCACGACUUAUUAAUCGCUAAUGCCAGCAGUUUACAGGUUCGAGAAUUAUAAAAUUAUACUUUUCUAGCUGUAUCAUAUUAUGUGUAUAUUAUAUUAUAUUGAUAAUGCAUCGAGGCCAGGGGACAUAUAUAUUUGCAAUCUUUAAAAAGUUAUUGCAUAAGAUUGACCAGCGAUAAAAAUACACGAGUCUUUCAAUAUCUUUCCAAAAUGUAUGGAGAUUACACAUAAACAAAACUACACAUAGUAUGCGAUAUUUAUAUACUGAUACAAUAGUAUAUAAAUAGUUCAGAACAUAUUUCUUUUUUAAGAUAUCAAGUUGUUAUUGAUACAAGAAUAUUGAUCUUGGAAUUACAUUUAUGCUUUAUAACUUCGAAAUUCUUUUAAAUGUAUGUGUAUCCUGAAUUACGAAACGUCGCUAAUUAAUGAAUAAGAGACUGCAUUGAGAUAUGCUAAGGCAAAUAGAUUUUUCUUUUUUAACGACAUUAUACAAAAUAUUUUAGAGAGGCACAUUUUAACUUUAGAAGUAUGACGCAAAAAUAUUCAGGAUAAAAACUUACAUAAACUUAAAAUUUCUGAAAAUAUUUUAUAUGGAACAGAAAACAACACAAGUAAUUAAAAAACACUCAUUUUCUACUUAAUAAGAUACGCUAAUAGAAUAUGUUUUCAAAGUUGAAUCAAGUUUUUUUGAAGAGAAUAAAAAAAAGUUAAUGUAAAAAUAUAAAAGAUAUAAAAGACUGGAUUAAAAUAUAGAUUUUUCGUAUAUUUUUAAAAAAUAAAAAUAAACCUUAAUUCUAAUAAUUUACUUACGAUUAAAGAAAUUUAUUUUAUUUUGUAUUGUUUAGAACAUUUUGUUUUUAUGUUCUAUAGGAAUAAAAAAUGAUUAAUUUGACCAAAAUAUUGUCAAAACUUGCAAAGUUUUAACGAAAAUACAAUUUCUUUCGUUAAAUUAUUAAUAUUCGUUAUAUUAUUUGCUAAUAGUAACACGCAAUCUAUGUUAUUUUAAGUUAAAAAUUUUGAAUUUGUUUAACUUACAGUACAGUCUAUAUAGUUCAUAUUGCAUAUCCAUCGUAUUACGGAAUUUUGCCAGAUUUGUAUUUGUUAGAUUUCGUCUCUUAUGCAACAUUGACCAAAGUUAUAAUUAAUCAAAUAAAAGUGCUUUACACAUGCAUGAUGUAAAGAAGCUAACAAAACUUAUUGGCAAUUCUAUUUAUAAAACUUUAAUAUUAAAAAGCAACUUUUUUAUUGUCUUACGAGUCGUAAAAGAAACUGAUGUUAGAAAAAUCAUGUAUUUAUUAUUCUUUAAUUAUAUACGCUGUAAAACCGGCUAUAAUAUUGUUGAAUUAUGAAUUGCAUUUUUCUAUUAGCACUGCCUUCGCAUGUCGCGAGUUUAUGUGAUAUCAGAAAGUACAUUCGUAGUAAAAACUACUUGUACUCUCUUCGAAGAAAUAUUCAUUAUAAAUUUGUAUUAAAAGAUAAUAUAAGAUAAACUUAAUCAAAGCAAAAUUAUUUUUGACAAAUAAUAUUUAAAGUUAAUUUAAGUUGUCAACAAUUUCGAAGUGCAUAUAUGCUACACAUGGAAUGUUGUUGUUGCAUUGCUUUCCCUCCUUUAACACAUUCCAUCUUUAAAUAGAUUCUUUUAAUCACUGUUGGUAAAAUGAGAAUUACACUUUACGUUUACUUAGCAAAUAUUAGUAUAAUUAAACGAGAAGAGAGAACUUAAAAGAAGAAACACGAUACAUUUAGACACCUUUAAUAUUCGAUAUUCUAUUCAUUUAUAUACUUAUAAGUCUUGAAACACACAAUACAAAUGGUUUUAAAUAUCUAUAUGUGUAAAAUGUAAAAUAUUUUAUAUAUAAUGUAUUUCGAUAUAUAUUGCAUUUAAAUACAACAAACACGCACGAAA
Solenopsis invicta (red fire ant) is the source of this 3804-nucleotide messenger RNA. It is a transcript of the gene Past1, whose product is annotated as EH domain-containing protein 3. The coding region runs from base 213 to 1817 and encodes 534 amino acids. The transcript is spliced from 7 exons. Gene Ontology annotation, molecular function: GTP binding; protein binding; calcium ion binding. Gene Ontology annotation, biological process: endocytosis; endosomal transport. Gene Ontology annotation, cellular component: cytoplasm; plasma membrane. The record is from RefSeq and is a predicted model, not a curated record. Lineage: Eukaryota; Metazoa; Arthropoda; Insecta; Hymenoptera; Formicidae.